AUGUUUGCAGAAGAUUUAUCAAACGAUAGAUCGUUCGCCGAAAAUUUAUUAGAUAAAUACGCUAAAAUUAUUGGAAUUUACACAAACGAGAUCGAGUUAUUCAAAGCUAUUAAUGAAAACAUCGAUUUAACUUUGAAACAAGAUCUGUCACUCUCAUUUUAUAAUCAACAUCAAAAGUCAACGCGUGAACUCUCAAAAGAAUCAGCAUUAUUUCUUUGGUUUCAACUAUUUAAAGAUGUUCUUCUUCACCUACCACAAAAUGAUAAAAAUGCAAAGCAGCAAUUGGUUAAUUAUUUGAAACAAUGUUAUCAUAAUAAUAAUAAACAAUUAAAGUUAAUUGAUGAGUUUGAUUCACUCUAUAAAGCUGAAGAUGCAAUCAAAUGGUACACUGGUCAACCAUUUCUCUAUAAAAAUUUGAAUAAAGCAUUACGCACUGAAGAUAUUGAACAAUUAUAUUUAUUUCGAUUCUUCAUAACUGAUUUAUGCACAGUAUUGCACGAAGAGUACACGUACUUGAAAGAAUUUGAACCAUGUAUUACACUUUAUCGUGGAGCGUCGAUGUCCAAUGAUGAACUNCGAAGAAAAUUCAUAGCAAGCAAGCUUAUACAAUACUCGAAAAGUUGUUUCCGAACGGACAUCGAUGCGUUGCGCAUUGUUUGCAGGAGAUGGGUUGUGUUUACAAAAGAAUCGAAUCUUACCACACGGCAAUGGAAUGUUUCGAGAAUGCCUUAA
Molecule: messenger RNA, 732 nt
Organism: Adineta ricciae
Lineage: Eukaryota; Metazoa; Rotifera; Eurotatoria; Adinetida; Adinetidae
Source: the annotation of a GenBank genome assembly